CAUCUGGCCCUCCCUUGUCACGUGUCAGGCAUGAAUAAGCCACUGGUUCUGGGCAUUUCUGGUAAGCCCCAGGGACUGCAAGUGGCCAUCGCCAUCUCUGAGGAGAGCUCUGAUCACAGUGUUUCCAGCACAGAGCAGUGGCCAGGCCACCCAAAGGAGCUCCGCCUGGACUUUGGCUCAGCGGUGCCACUGAGGACCCGUGUGAAUCGCCAGCUCAUCCUCACCAAUCGCUCUCCAAUACAGACCCCCUUCUCCCUCAAGUUUGAGUACUUCGGGAGCCCCCAAAACAGCCUGAGCAAAAAGACUAGCCUCCCUGACAUGCCUCCUGCCCUGCUAAAGACGGUGCGGAUGCGACAGCACUUGGCCAAGCGAGAGCAGCUGGAUUUUAUGGAGAGCAUGUUAUCUCACGGGAAAGGAGCUGCUUUCUUCCCCCACAUUUGCCAGGGCAUGCUGGGGCCCUACCAGCAGCUAUGUGUUGACAUCACAGGCUGUGCCAAUAUGUGGGGCGAGUACUGGGACAAUCUCAUCUGCACGGUGGGAGACCUGCCGCCGGCAGUCAUCCCAGUGCACAUGGCAGCGGUGGGCUGCCCCAUCAGCUCCCUGAGGACCACCUCCUACACUGCUGACCAGGCCCAGAAGGAACCAGCCAUCAGGUUCGGCACCCAGGUCUCCGGAGGAGACACAGUUACCCGAACACUUCGCCUGAAUAACUCCAGCCCCUGUGACGUCCGCCUGGAUUGGGAGACCUAUGCUCCGGAAGACAAGGAGGACCGGCUGGUGGAGCUGCUAGUGUUUUACGGGCCGCCCUUCCCACUGCGGGACGCAGCUGGGAAUGAGCUUGUGCGCCCUGACUCUCCUGAGGGUAGCUGCCUCCUCUGGUCCCCAAGCCCCUCCCGUUCAUCAGAAUUCAGCCAUGAAACUGACUCGUCGGUUGAGGGCAGCUCCAGUGCCAGCAGCGGGGCAGCACAGAAGCUCAUCUCUGUCAUCCUGCAGCCACACGAGGGGGUGCCCUCCGGCCGCCUGUACUCUGUCAGCCCCAAGCAGGUGGUGGUCCCUGCUGGGGGCAGCAGCACCAUCUACAUCUCCUUCACACCCCUGGUGCUCAGCCCCGAUAUCCUGCACAAGGUGGAGUGUACUGGCUACGCCCUGGGUUUCAUGAGCUUGGACAGCCAGGAGCAAAGGGAGAUUCCAGGGAAGAGGCGUCGCCUGCAGGACUUUGCGGUGGGACCCCUGAGACUGGAGCUACAUAGCUAUGUGAGGUCCGCACGGCUGAGUGUGGAGCUGGACCACAGCGGCAGCAUGGAAUUCCGGUGCCAGGCCAGUGACCUCAUUCCCCAGCGGCCCUGCUCUGGGGUGCUGAGUGAGCUGGUGACUACCCAUCACCUGAAGCUGACCAACACCACGGAGAUCCCACACCACUUCCGGCUCCUGGUCUCCAGGCCCUUCUCCGUUUCUCAAGAUGGGGCGAGCCGGGUCCACAGAGCUCCUGGCCCUGGCCAGAAGCAGGAGUGUGAGGAGGAGGCAGCCUCAGCGGGCAAGCAGCUGGUGCUCCGAGCACAGGAGAACAUGCUGGUGAACGUGUCCUUCACGCUCUCCCUGGAGCUGCUCUCCUAUCAGAAGCUCCCGGCUGACCAGAUGCUGCCUGGGGUGGACAUUCAGCAGAGCGCGAGUGGAGAGAGAGAGAUGGUGUUUACGCAGAACCUGCUCCUGGAGUACACCACCCAGACCACUCAGGCAGUGCCCCUGCGGGCCGUGGUGGCCGUGCCUGAGCUGCAGCUCUCCACCAGCUGGGUGGACUUUGGGACCUGCUUUGUGAGCCAGCAGCGAGUCCGGGAGGUCUACCUGAUGAACCUGAGCGGCUGCCGAAGCUACUGGACUAUGCUGAUGGGCCAGCAGGAGCCAGCCAAGGCCGCUGUGGCCUUCAGGGUCACCCCAAACAGUGGGCUGCUGGAAGCACGAUCCACCAAUGCCCCCCCAACCUCCAUUGCCUUGCAGGUUUUCUUCACUGCCAGCAAUGAGCUGUACGAGUCCACAGUGGUGGUGGAGGGUGUGCUUGGCGAGAAGUCCUGCACCCUGCGGCUCCGGGGCCAGGGCUCUUAUGAUGAGAGAUACAUGACGCCUCCCCAGCCCUCAACCCCAGGCCCCAGCUGCAGAAUAAACGUUGCCAGGGAUUAGGAGCAGACCUUCAGCACAAAGACACAGACUUGAGGCCCUCUGAACAGCUCCUAGAAUGGAAGAAGAACCCCCUUCCACAAUGGUCUCAGCCUAGGCCUUCAUGUUGGCUCAGAGCCACACCACAGUAGAGACCACUGCACUGAGAAUCACCACACACACUGCACAGCGAAGACCAGUAUGGCAGAAUUCCCCUUGGGAAAAAACCACAGCCACUAAGAUAAAUUCUUGCACAUUUACUA
Sapajus apella (tufted capuchin) is the source of this 2414-nucleotide messenger RNA. RefSeq names its product deleted in lung and esophageal cancer protein 1-like. The transcript is spliced from 16 exons. The coding region runs from base 31 to 2175 and encodes 714 amino acids. The record is from RefSeq and is a predicted model, not a curated record. NCBI's taxonomy places the organism in Eukaryota, Metazoa, Chordata, Mammalia, Primates, Cebidae. Gene Ontology annotation, biological process: negative regulation of cell population proliferation.